CUGAUAUUUGGGUCAUCGCAACAAUGCCGGAGCCAGCAAAAGCUGCACCUAAAAAAGGAUCAAAGAAAGCUGUCACCAAGACGGCUGGAAAAGGAGGCAAGAAACGUAGAAAGUCCAGGAAGGAAAGCUACGCCAUUUAUGUGUACAAGGUGUUGAAGCAGGUUCAUCCAGAUACUGGCAUCUCUUCCAAAGCAAUGGGUAUAAUGAAUUCUUUUGUGAAUGACAUUUUUGAGCGCAUUGCGAGCGAGUCGUCUCGGUUGGCGCACUACAACAAACGGUCAACAAUUACAUCACGGGAGAUCCAGACGGCUGUUCGCUUGCUAUUGCCCGGAGAACUUGCCAAACAUGCCGUGUCUGAAGGGACCAAAGCAGUGACAAAGUACACAAGUUCUAAAUGAGAACUCGCU
Molecule: messenger RNA, 407 nt
Organism: Chanos chanos (milkfish)
Lineage: Eukaryota; Metazoa; Chordata; Actinopteri; Gonorynchiformes; Chanidae
Product: histone H2B-like
Exons: 1
Coding region: 24-398 (124 amino acids)
Cellular component (GO): nucleosome
Molecular function (GO): structural constituent of chromatin; DNA binding; protein heterodimerization activity
Source: RefSeq, a predicted model, not a curated record